ACACACACACACACACACAGUCCCAUAAAAGCCCGAAGUCCUCCAAAGUCUCACAGUAAGGUGUUGCUGCCUGCCAGGGUUACUGUAUUUACGCUAAUUAUAGUUAGAUGCUGUAUUCCUGCAGCUGCCGCUUGAAAGACAUCACCGGAGAUACAGAAGUACAUGAAAGAUGUGUGCCCUAAGGUCGCUCAAGGUCACUCUGCUGCUUCACUUGUUUUGCUCAGCUACCUCAUCUCCUCUUUCCCUGCCGCCCUCCCAAAUCUCUCCUCCCUUUCCCACAAUGCUGCCCUCCUGGCCGUCCCCCUCGCUCAGCAUCCCUCCAGUCGGCGGAGACCAGGAGGAUUUGGUGGAAAGAGCCCGCUGCCCUCUCACCCUGUCCCCUUCCAGCCUGGUGGUCAGGUUUGGAGAUCCAUUCCAAGUCAACUGCUCUGUGCCGAUGAAGGGCUUUUCUCUGCUAGGAUGGGAGGUCACACUGGUGGCUCCAGAACCCACCAUGAAUAGCUUUCUGGUGUGGAGAGUGGAGCACAUGACAGAGUGGGCUAUUUCCCCCAGUUGCUAUGCGGUGUCAGACAUGGAAGGACCCUGUCAUCUUCAUCUCCCGGUCCUUGUUUACAAGGCUCCAGACAGCGUGUCCCUCAGCUUCGUGAAUCACACGGGCUCAUUGUUGGAGCAUCACCAGUAUACUCUGUGGUGCACCGUCCACAACGUCGCCCCCGCUGGGAACCUCCUGGUGACCUUCUACAGAGGCCAAACCCAACUGGUUCAACGACAUUCAAAUGUGACGGAGAAGACACCGGUGACUGAGGUCUUCACGCUCGACAUUGUGCCCAGAAGAGAGGACGAUGGCAACGACUACUGGUGUGAGGCUGAGCUGCAACUGCACCCAACGGGGACACAGCAGCGUGUGGCGGUUGCAUCGGAAAAAGUGACUACUACUGUCCUCUUUGGCCCGCAACUGCUUUGUCCUGCAAAGCUUCAAGUCAAGAUGGGCGAAAGCCUGCGCUGCGAGGUCCGAGGAAACCCCGAACCAUCGGUCAUCUGGCUCAAAGACGGCCGCCUGGUGACCCCACCCGCCCACUCGACGAGAGCACAUGCGGGAAAAUACACCGUGUUGGCCACGGGACUCUUUGGAGAGAGGAAUGUGACAGUGGAGGUGGAGGUGGUCACUUGCAGAGGCACCACAAGCACGCCUAGAAGGCACUUCCUGCUGACAGCUCUGCUUGGACUGACCUUGAACUUGCUGUAAACCUUAACAAUAACCCAAUGGGGUUUGUGAUUCAAGUCUCACUGCUGUUAAGACAUUUCUUCUACUGAGAGGAACAUUUGUCAGGGAGUUUUGUUUUCUCGUUUGGUCUCGUGUUCACAUUGGGGUCUUUUAUUGUCAUUAUAGCUCAUACGAUUUUUUUUUCUCCUAACUCUCGCUCCAGAGAACUUCUGUUCAGGUACUUCUACUACCCCAAAAUUUCACUAGUCAAGUACUAAAAGUUAAUUCAUGUGUAAAAAAAAUAUGUCAAACUGUCAAUCAAUGUUUUGCUUCAUGCUUUAAACUUACUCUUAUGCAUCCACAAGAAUGCUUCGUAGCUGCGAGUGUUAUGAGACACUUUAGAUUUGACGAAAGACCAGUUACCAUUUCUGAAAAGUUAGUUUUAUAUAAUUAGAAAGAAAAAAAAAUCUACAUGUACAUAUGCGGAUUCAACAUAUUUUUUAUUCAAUGUUU
This is a messenger RNA of Hippocampus comes (tiger tail seahorse), 1717 nucleotides long. RefSeq names its product intercellular adhesion molecule 1-like. The transcript is spliced from 7 exons. The coding region runs from base 170 to 1246 and encodes 358 amino acids. Gene Ontology annotation, cellular component: plasma membrane. NCBI's taxonomy places the organism in Eukaryota, Metazoa, Chordata, Actinopteri, Syngnathiformes, Syngnathidae. Gene Ontology annotation, biological process: cell adhesion. Gene Ontology annotation, molecular function: integrin binding. The record is from RefSeq and is a predicted model, not a curated record.